This is a messenger RNA of Pocillopora meandrina, 2113 nucleotides long. NCBI's taxonomy places the organism in Eukaryota, Metazoa, Cnidaria, Anthozoa, Scleractinia, Pocilloporidae. The record is from the annotation of a GenBank genome assembly.
ACUUGAGGGAUUUUAAAGCUUGAAUUACAAUAGAGAAUAAUCGACCUCGGCUAAAUAUAAAUUACUCAAAACAACGGACUACAAAGGAGUGAGAAGGAAAGUGUUUGGCUUGUGAAACAGGCAUUUUUUUUCUUAUCGAAGUGCUGCGGCAAGAUAAUUUACUUCGCUGCGCACGUUCGACUGGCGGGUUAAUUGAAUCUUUAGAGCUGUAGAAAGAAUAGCCAGGAUUACACGACAAAUUUAUUCUCGACUCGUCGAGUGUCCUUAUAACGCUGAGAGAGAAUAUUCAUGCGCUGGAUGAAGUCUUGAUCGCUCAUUGUCUGCCAAAGCAUUAGCACUGCCGGGGAGUUUUUUGCGCCCGACGGUUUGAUAGGAAAUUCGCGGGAACUCUUUUCUGGCAGAUUUGAUAAAAGGAAACAUUAAAUUUACCAAGCUGAUAAUCGGAAGUGCCACGCAAGCUAAGAAAGGCCAGCCCAUUAUAAUACAGUCACGACGUAGGUCGCCUUCAGUUUGAAUACAGUGACAACACUGAACGGUCGUCGGUGGACAGCGAGCGAAGACUCGUAGCUGAACAUCGCUUAAUGGCAAAGCACAACUGAUCACAGAAAGGCUCACGCUCUUUGAACUCGAUGAAACACGAAGGAUUAAGCAAGAUGAUGAUGCACGGAACAACAGAACGAAAUAAUUUCACCCUGGUCGAAAACAAAUUGCCUGGUUUAACUACGAACUUUUCUUCAGCCGGCAUACCCGAAGAGAGUGAUGCGGAUGAUUACUACCCAUUUGUGAUUGGACACGGGUCGAGUUUUAAAGUCGUCGACCCCAAAGUGUACAAACAUCUGCGUCGACAUAAUAUUCAGCAAAGGGUACCUGUUAAAGUAGCGGACUACGCGAAUAAACCGACAGUCGGGAGUCGGAGAACACGCGCUACAACGAACACUAAGUUAUCGAGUAGUUCGGACGAUGCGGACGAAUACUGUGAACUUUCACCGCUUGCGAAAGCGCCCCCCAUACCGUUAUCUACUCUCCGGUCUCAGCCCGUGGAAUUAAAACCCAAGAAUAAUCUCAUGAAAGUGUCCAGUUUCGAGCGGAGACUUUACACAGAUUGUUAUUAUUCAAAGACUAAAUCGUGUCUGGUCGAGAGCCAGCCGAGCUCUCCUAAAUCACGACCUACUACGCGACUUGUGGACACUAGCUCAUUGAAAAGCGAGCGCAGGGAGAACUCUUCACAAUGGGCAAAAGAAAAGCAGGAGCCCCUCUUGUGUGGUGUGGAAGCAGACGAGAUCAUAGACUAUGCCACUUGUAUGUGUUGUGUUAAAGGUGUCUUUUACCACUGCACCAAAGAUAGUUAUGAUGAAGGACAACUUGCCGAUGAACCGUGUUCGUGCGCGGGGCCCGUCAGCUCGUGCGCGCCUCGCUGGGGUUGUCUUGCUAUUUUAUCACUCUUCAUUCCCUGCCUAUGGUGUUACUUACCCGCUGUGGGCUGCAAAAAAGCCGCCACGAGCGUCAAGAAGAAGAAAAAAACCCAGAAACGCUUUAAACAAUUUAACUCUUCGUAGAUGAGGAUCCCUUAGAGCAGAACAUUUGACUUCAUAAGUCAGACUAUUGAGGUAAUUUUCGUAAAAUAUACCGCCGUAUUUUACGUGCGCUUUUAUAUGAGUUGAAAUCGAAUAUUUUAUUUACCGGGUGGUGAAUGAUUUGUUAGAAGUUUCAAACAGAUUUUCGUUCGCAUGGCUGUACUCUUUUACUGCGAUUUGGUGUCUAUUAGCGCGCGGGGAACUGUUAUCUAUACUUCUAUUAACUCAAAUGAUGACAGCGUCUGUGUUUCAUGUCAUUCUGUUUAUCGAAAGUUAUAAAAUGAAAUCAGACUUUGAAGAUCUUUAAGGGAUGACUGAUGGAUUAAGAAAUUUCCUACUGGUUCGAUUUCAGGCUAUCAAAUGUUUCUGUUUUCCCAAGGGCUUUUUCACUCGCUAAUCUAUUUUGUCUGUUUUGAAAAAUUUGUUUGAUGUCUUUUGACGGACUCACUUUCACCCGACUUAAAAUACACACAGUAUUAUAAUAUGCGAAUAUGCAGCAAUGUAAAAAGGAAAAUGUUUAGUUAAAUUAUGACGCGCAG